Molecule: messenger RNA, 4046 nt
Organism: Pecten maximus
Lineage: Eukaryota; Metazoa; Mollusca; Bivalvia; Pectinida; Pectinidae
Product: E3 ubiquitin-protein ligase RNF185-like
Exons: 5
Coding region: 156-710 (184 amino acids)
Biological process (GO): ubiquitin-dependent protein catabolic process
Cellular component (GO): endoplasmic reticulum
Molecular function (GO): ubiquitin protein ligase activity; ubiquitin-like protein conjugating enzyme binding; metal ion binding
Source: RefSeq, a predicted model, not a curated record
UAUACGUCAACACAGAAACUUCCGGGACUUUUAGAGUAAAUCUUAUUUUGACGUGACGAUGGAGUAGAGGCUUGAUCAUCGCAUAGUUUUACCAAAUAAUGACGUCUAUAGAAUAGAAUCAGCCAAGAUAUCAAGUGUAAAACUAAAUAUUGAAUAUGGCGACGCCGACUGGAGCGGAGGGAGGCACCACGCCCCCCGGAGGAGCAGAUUCCGCGGACACAGAUGCAGGGACAUUUUAUGAGUGCAACAUUUGCCUAGACACUGCACGUGAUCCAGUUGUCAGCAUGUGUGGACAUUUGUUUUGCUGGCCCUGCCUUCAUCAGUGGUUGGAGACUCGUCCACAGAGACAGAUGUGUCCAGUGUGUAAAGCAGGUAUCGGCAAGGACAAGGUUAUUCCAGUGUAUGGCAGGGGCUCCAGCAACCAGCAGGACCCAAGAGAAAAACUGCCACCAAGACCUGCAGGUCAAAGAUCUGAACCAGAAAAUCAAGGAGGGGGAUUCCCAGGAUUUGGUUUUGGAGAUGGAGGAUUCCACAUGUCAUUUGGAAUUGGUGCUUUUCCUUUUGGAAUUUUUGCCUCAACAUUUAAUUUCAAUGAUGGACGACCAGGCCCAGCACCACCUGGUUCGCCACAGAAUCGUGAGGAACAAUUCCUGUCAAAAGUGUUUCUAUGGGUAGCAGUGCUCUUUCUCUUCUACUUGCUCAUUGCAUAGUCAACCUCAAGGAACAUGUUACCAAGUGAAAAAAAAUUCUAUUUAGAAUUGUGAGUGAUGGAUCCAGGAAGGAGGGGAAUUGGUUGAAUAGUAAAUAGAAUUCAUUAAAUUAACCAAAUCAAGUUGACCUAUUUACAACACUUUCCCUUUAGAAUUUGAACUACGUUUAAAAAUUCGCCUCUAAGUGCUCCGUGGUGAAAAUGUUGCAGGAUGUAAGUUUUCAUUGCUACAAGAAGUGUGUAGGUGUGGAGAGAAAAAUGAAAUCCUGGAUCUAUGUUUUCUUGUAAAUUGUUGUGAUUGUAAUGUCAGCCAUGCUGACAGAUCCUGUGGCCAUUGAUGAAUAUUAAAAUGAAAAACCUUCUAGAGUAGAUUUCAAAUAAAUUGUGUUCAUUAGAUACUCAGAAAAUGGUAAAAGGUAUUUUAAAAGAGGAUUUCUUGUUUUCUCUUUGUAAGAUUAAGCAUUAAAUCAAGCAUCAUGGUGCCCAACUCCGAAAUCAUCUUAACAUUAUUUUUAAAAGAAAGAUUUUGUGCUUACUAUAUUAAUAAAUGUACAUAUUUAAGCAGUCAUCUUAGUAAUUCUGCUAAAAUUAUGACUGCGCUAAUUUCAAAAUCCUUUAAUUUUCUAUGGCAAAUAUUGUGGAAUGCGCAAAUCCAUCACUGCACAAAUCUUUAAAUUCAGUUUUGUGCUUAAAUUUGAGUGCACCACCGCAUACAGCACAGGGGCUUGGCAAGAUUUCCUACCCACGGCCAUUAUGUAUGGACUGUGGGUUGGAAAUUCAUGCUAAGUCCCAGUGGUUUAAAGUAUUAAAAUACAAUGUACAAAAAUUGUAUAUUGAAAUUCAUUUCUAAUACCAAUGAUGGAGAAGGCUAAAUAUCUUUAUUUCCAGACAUGAAUGAACCAGAAAGUAGUUAAAAUGUUUCCAUAUAUGUUGACAGAGACUGCUUAUGUUUUAAUAACUUGUAAUUAAAAGCUCCAAAUUUAACCCCACUGAUGAAGUUUUCACAUUUUCAGACCUAUUUUUUUUUUUUUUUUUUCAUCAGAUCAUGAUUUUUGUAUUUAUUAACUAAUUUUGUAUAAAGCAGAUCAUUUAUUACAAACCUGGUUUCAAGAUCUAGUACACAAGUAUACAAUGUAAGUAGAAAACGUUUAAUUUUUUGUGUAUGUAUACAAAUUUUGUUGAAAAUUACUGUAAAAAUCAGAAUCGAUCAUUUUCAGACAGCAUUGAAUGAAACCCUGGUAAAAGUUAAAUGGUGCAAUUUUUGUUCAUUGCGUGCGAUUCAAUUUUCAGGUUUUCAUUUUAGUCAGAGUUAGUUUACACAGUCAGUGUUAGCAUAAAAUUGGUUUGUUCUGUUCAGAAUCUUACAAAAGGUUAAUUGCUUUCCUUGGAAUAUAAUUACAAGGAUUUGUAUAAAUGUCAAAUUAUUACACCAAAUUUCAAUUCUGAAGGAAUGAAUAUACAAAAAGGAUAUAAAACUUCCGUGAAGUUUCAGCAAUAUCAUUCUUGUUCAAAUUCCGAUUAAUUUCAACCAAACAGCAGAAAUUGAUUUUGCUCAACUGACAGUAUUAAAAUUAAUCAGGUCAAGAUAUGCAGUAAAAACGGAAACCAUGAGUUAUGAAAAUGACUUUAAGUUACAUGCAAAAUUGGUGUAUAAUGUUGUCACUAAUUUAUAAGCAGACAAACUAGUUAAUGUAGGUAUAAGUCUAUUGCCAUCCGUAAGAUAUUAUUGCUCUUCAAAUUCAAGGUCAUUUGUGCAUUAAGUGCAGCAGAUAUGUACAUAUAUAUAUUGACAUAAAGGAAGGGUUUGUAUGUUUGGUAGAAAGUCUAUCUUUGGGAAGGUUUAAAGCAAUUAGCAAGAAUGUAAGUGUAAUUAAUUUAUUGACAGAAUAUUGGUAUGAUGUUGCGAUGCCUCUGUGCUGAUCUGUAAGGAACAGGCCAGAUAGGUACCAUGCCCCUGUGAUUACUUAUGAAUUAGAGAGCAUGAAUGGUGCCAUGCCCCUGUGUUUAUUUACAAAUUACAGAACUAGUGGUGCCACCCUUUGUUUAUAAAUUACAGGACCAGAGUGGUGCCAUGCCCCUGUGUUUAUCUAAAAAUUACAGGACUAGAAUGGUGUCAUGUUCCUGUGUUUAUCUAAAAAUUACAGGACUAGAAUGGUGCCAUGUUCCUGUGCUGCAUUUCUGUUUCCAACUGAAAAUUGUACGUGUACCUUUAAUAUAAACAAAAUGUACUGUGAAAGAAUAUUUUAAUAAUUAAUUUAAAAACUCAAAUUUGAUUAAUAUAGAUAUAUAGUAAAUAAAUACUCGAGAUAUUCAUACUCAAGGUCAUGGUAAGAGUUGUAUUUCAGAUCUAAAAGAAUCAGAGAAACUAUUUUCCCUACUUUUAAAAGGACUAUAGAAAUAGACCAAGCUUGUUUAUCCUAGUUAUAUAUGUUCAACAAUAAUUUCUGGGCAAUUGAAGUACUAUGGACAAUACUUGGUGUAAAAAAACAGGGUUUUUUUGUUUUUGUUUUUCAUAUAUUGUAUCAUAUACGUAACUGAAAUGGACAAUAAAACUCAUAAACACUGAGUGGUAUUCUUGAAAAAAAAUCCUACCAAGGAUAAAGCUAACAGUCAGAAUUUGUUUUACUUGAAAACCAGAAUCAAUAGAGAAUAUUUGUGUAAGUAUCAUUCCAAUUGUUCUAUUUGAAAGAACAGUUCAUUGUUGUUUAUCGUAGAAUAUUGUAACUCAUUUUUAACGUAACUCAUUUUGUUAAAAAUGAGAAGUCUGAUGUACAGUUGUCUUUACUAAAGAUGUACUACCUCCAGAUCAGUGACUUUAUCUGGCGGAAGUAUGUACAUGUAUAAGCUACUACAUUGUAUUUCCAAUUUCCAUUCAUAUCAUCACAUAUUUUUGAAGAUUUGUCAAAUACCUGUAUAUAGAAUGAAAUUGAAGAACAACUUAGCACUUCUUACAGCUGUGGAAAACAUGUGUGAAAUAUGUUGUAAUAAGUUGUAAAAUAUUUUUGUGCUUUUCUCUUUCUUUCUGGAGGUAAAUAACAAUGAUAGUGCAAUUUCCUUUAAAUUAUUGCUAAAGAAAUUUAAAGUUUUAAGAAAAACAUCAAGUUGAACAUUUUGUUAGUAUUCUUGUGUAAAACAACACUUUCUGAUGUUACACAAAGAUUAUUGUGGCCAAGAGAAAAAGAAAAUUACAGCUGUUGCUUGGUUAAUUAUUCGAAAGUAUAUAUUGUAAUACGUACUGUGGCCGAUAUUCAACCAUAUAGAGGCACUAGGCAAAAUGAUAUAUUUAUUAAUCAUUGUUUUGUAUAUUGAUUGUUGCGAAUAAAUAACUUCAAAUUUC